AUGCCUGGUGGUGAUACCUCCAAUGGACAGUCUGGUGCGGUAGCGCCGCCAUCGUCGACUUUUCAUCAGAUCACUCCGCCGAAGUACCUUGACUUGAAACGUAGUGGAGAAAUUGCCGAAAACUGGAAGCUUUGGAAGGAGAAAUAUAACAAUUAUUUUCUCAUCUCUCGCUUGGAUCGGGAAACCCCGGAGUUUCAGUUGGCGAUGUUCAAACAUACGAUCGGAGAUGAUGCGUUGAAAGUCAUCAAAACAUUCAACUACGCCGAGGGGGAGAACUCGAGUGAUUGACGCGUUGUAAUGGAAAAAAUGGAGAAGCAUUGCAUCGACGAAGUCAACGAAAUUUGGGAACGAUACUGUUUUAAUAUGAGAGACAAGCUUCCAACGGAGUCGGUUGAUAGUUUUGUUGCCGAGUUGAGGAAUCUGGCCAAAACAUGUAAU
Messenger RNA from Porites lobata, 438 nucleotides. NCBI's taxonomy places the organism in Eukaryota, Metazoa, Cnidaria, Anthozoa, Scleractinia, Poritidae. The record is from the annotation of a GenBank genome assembly.